AUGCUGCGAGCUAACAAUGACGAUUCAGAUGCCUCAUCGUGGACGUGUUGUCAUCACAAUUUUAAUUGUUUCUGGACAUACGGUAAUUUAGAUCAAGAUGGUCUUUUAAAAAGAUUUGAUGGAGUUGUCUACCUUACAUCACGAGAUGAUGGCAGAGGAAAAGCUGCAGUAGCAAAACUAAACGAGUUAGGUCUGAAACCUGAAUACCACCAACUUGAUGUCACCGAUAAAGAAAGCAUUGUCAGGUUCAGAGAUCACAUCAAAGAAAAGUACGGGGGUAUAGAUAUACUAGUAAAUAAUGCAGCUGUGGCAAAUACUAGUGAACUAUAUUCUUACUCUUAUGAAGAAGCUAAAAAUACUAUUGAUAUCAAUUACUACAGCAUUCUAACUAUAGAGGAGUUGUUGUUUCCUUUGGUAAGAGACAAUGGACGUAUUCUGAACAUUUCUAGUAAUUGCGGUCAUUUAAGCAACAUAAGAAAUGAGAAUUGGAUAAAGAGACUAUCGAAUAAAAAUUUGACUGAAAAUGAUAUUAAUGAAUUCGUAAAUUGGUACUUAGAAGGAAUAAAAAACGGAACCUUCGACUUGAAUGAAUUAGCUGAUGCGGGUUCGAUAGCUCCGUACAGAAUAGCAAAGGUAGCUUUGAGUGCUAAAACUAUAUUACAACAAAAAGAAUUGGAGUCUAGGAAUAUUUCUGUAAACUCAAUGCAUCCAGGGUUGGUAAGAACAGACAUGACUCUGGGAAUUGGUUUCUAUAAUACAGAUCAAGCUGCAGAAACCCCUAUUUACUUAUUAUUAGAUGCGCCUCAGAGUCUAAAAGGAGCAUAUGUGUGGUAUGACCGAAAAGUGUUAGAUUGGUAUGAUUACAAAGCAGAUUAUUACUUCAAGAGUGUCAAUUUGAUAACCGAGAAAUAG
Messenger RNA from Arctia plantaginis, 912 nucleotides. The record is from the annotation of a GenBank genome assembly. Lineage: Eukaryota; Metazoa; Arthropoda; Insecta; Lepidoptera; Erebidae.